GAGAUUUACAGAUUAUUGUUUACAUUGCAAAAACAUGAGAACCGAACCGAUCCGGAUUAAACGUGAAAUAAUCGCAAUAACAGAACUACCGUGACAUAUUUUGCCGAAGAAAGCAUCUGGAGGCGAACUUUGUUUUGAUCGAGCUCAGAAUCUGACUGGGAGCUUGUCUCGGCCAGCCGGGGAGAGAAAGGCAGCCCGCCUUGAGAAAUCAUUUCUGCACAUCGGUGGAAAUGGCGAAAUAGACGUUGGCGGUAGUGCGGUAUUAGAGAGAGCUGAGGCCGGUGUGGAGCGGCGCUGGGGGAGCGGGGUGUGAUGGCGGGAAUCGCCGCGUAGACUCCGUAGGAAGGCGCAUUCGGGACACCCGCGAGUUCCGGAGGCCUCGAAGGGAGUCUUCACGGCUCGUGCCCGCGUCUGGAGCGUUCGCGAUCAGCACGCGAGGGACGUGGAUGUGGAUGAGGCCUGGUCCGGGAGGGUCCGCCUAGCACCGGGGAGACGGGACGACCACCGACCCUCCGGAGGGUUUAACACACCAUGAUGGAAGAACUGCAUAGCUUGGACCCCCGGCGGCAGGAGCUGUUGGAGGCUCGCUUCACAGGAGUUGGUGUGUCCAAGGGUACAGGUCAGAAUGAGUCAUCCAAUCAGAGUCUAUGCAGUGUGGGUUCUCUCAGUGACAAAGAGCUGGAGACUCCAGAGAAAAAGGCGAAUGACCAGAGAGCCAGAAAACGGAAAGCGGACCCCUAUGACAGCAGCCAAGGCAAAGCAGGAGCAAGGGGACAUAAGAUUAGUGAUUAUUUUGAGUUUGCAGGAGGUAGUGGUCCUGGUACCAGUCCAGCCAGAGGGAUCCCACCUGUGGCCCGCUCAUCCCCUCAACAUUCCCUCUCCAACCCCCCUGUCAUGGUGCAGCAGGGAAGUCCUUCUUCCAUAAGCUCAAUCAACACAGAGCACUCGUCAUGUUCCCUUAAGCCUACUUCUUUUCACUUGCUCCACAAAGCCACACAGUCCGACCUUACCAUUGAGAAACUCACAGCAAUGGAGAAUAACAAGAACUCUGACCUGGAAAAGAAAGAGGGCCGAAUAGAUGACUUACUGCGGGCUAACUGUGAUCUGCGGAGACAAAUUGAUGAGCAGCAGAGAAUGCUGGAGCGAUACAAAGAACGCUUAAACAAAUGUGUAACCAUGUCCAAGAAGCUGCUGAUUGAGAAAUCGAAGCAGGAGAAGAUGGCAUGCAGAGAUAAGAGCAUGCAGGAUAGACUUCGACUCGGUCACUUUACCACAGUAAGACAUGGAGCCUCUUUCACUGAGCAGUGGACAGACGGAUAUGCCUUUCAAAAUCUCAUCAAGCAACAGGAAAGGAUCAACUCCCAGCGAGAGGACAUUGAGAGACAGAGAAAGCUGCUGGCCAAGCGCAAGCCACCUUCCAUGGCCCAGACUCCACCCCCUAGCCUGGAACAGAACAAGCGCAAGAGCAAGACCAAUGGAACAGAGAGCGAAGCGUUAUCACAGGCAGAGUACCAUGAGCAAGAGGAAAUCUUCAAGCUGAGACUAGGUCAUCUUAAGAAGGAGGAGGCGGAGAUCCAGGCAGAGCUGGAAAGGCUGGAGCGAGUGAGGAACCUGCACAUUCGCGAGCUUAAGAGGAUCCACAAUGAGGAUAACUCCCAAUUCAAAGACCACCCUACGCUUAAUGACCGCUACCUGCUGCUCCAUCUACUUGGACGAGGAGGUUUCAGUGAAGUUUACAAGGCCUUUGACCUGACUGAGCAGAGGUAUGUUGCCGUCAAAAUCCACCAGUUAAACAAGAACUGGAGGGAUGAAAAGAAAGAAAACUACCACAAACAUGCAUGCAGAGAAUAUAGAAUUCACAAAGAGCUGGACCAUCCACGGAUAGUCAAACUCUAUGACUACUUUUCUCUUGACACUGACUCGUUUUGCACGGUUCUAGAAUACUGCGAGGGCAACGACCUAGACUUCUACCUGAAGCAGCACAAGCUAAUGUCUGAGAAGGAGGGUCGCUCCAUCAUCAUGCAGAUUGUCAACGCCCUCAAGUACCUCAAUGAGAUCAGACCGCCCAUUAUCCACUAUGACCUUAAACCUGGUAAUAUCCUCCUUGUGAAUGGCACAGCUUGCGGGGAGAUCAAAAUCACAGACUUUGGCCUAUCAAAAAUCAUGGAUGAUGACAGCUACAACUCAGUGGAUGGAAUGGAGCUCACGUCACAGGGAGCAGGGACAUACUGGUACCUGCCCCCAGAGUGCUUUGUGGUUGGCAAGGAGCCUCCAAAAAUCUCCAAUAAGGUGGAUGUUUGGUCGGUGGGAGUCAUUUUCUACCAAUGUUUGUAUGGCCGCAAGCCCUUUGGGCACAACCAGUCUCAACAAGAUAUCCUGCAGGAGAACACCAUUUUGAAAGCAACUGAGGUGCAGUUUCCCCCCAAACCAGUAGUCACACCUGAAGCUAAGGCCUUUAUAAGACGCUGCCUGGUCUACCGUAAAGAGGACCGCAUUGAUGUGCACCAACUGGCCAGUGAUCCUUUCCUCAUGCCCCACAUCCGCAAGUCAGUGGCCUCCUCAGGUACUUCGGGUAUGGCCAUGGCCUCCACCUCCAGCUGCUCCAACAGCAGCGCCUCAAAUUGAGCCUCAUUUGCCUCUCAAGUGACUGACCUAACGAAAGGGGGCUGUUGGGGGCUACACCUGAUCAAGUCCCGCACCGCAUCCCACCUUGCCCUGUUGAGUCCAAGAGAAUCCGCAGGGAAACCGGCAGAGGGUGGGUGAGAAGUCAUGGGCUGAGUGAAGAGGAUGACUAUGAACUUCCAUCCCCCAUGUCCACCAACCCCACCUCCCUGCCUUUUUACUGUAAGGGGUUGGCAUUGUUCUGGGGGUCAAAGCCCUAGACUACCCACACAGCAAGGAGCAGGGCAUGGCACUGCGUUUAUGGAAGAGUGGGCUUCAGUGUUGGGCAUAUUCUUCUGCAAAAAAAAAGAACAUAAAAGAAGUGUAGAACUGCUUCAGCUUUGCCAGAUGGAAUGGACUGUUGAAAGCCCCAUACCGACACAUAAACACACUCAUGCAUGCACCAUUCUGGUCCAAGGUAGUUUGAACUCCCCAAGUUCAAAGCUUUGGUUUGUACUUGGCCUCCUGAACCUGACUGAGUGUCGGGAGCACCGGUCUUGCCAGUUUCUGUACUGACCCUAAAUGUGUAUGGCACUCUGUCAUCCAACCCACCUGUUCUGGGAACUCCUUGCCCCACUUAUUAAAUUCCAGACCCAGAUAGUUUGUGACAAGGAGGGCAAAGUAGCCGUGCUUCCUUGUCUACUUGUCAAACUCCUGUGACCAAAGCUUGUAACUUCCAGUUGGUGGCAGUGUUACACCUCAAGUUUUUAUAAUGAAUUGGUUUUAAAAGUCUGUGUUACUAUGAAGUGGAAGCUUUGUUGAUGAAUGAUCCCUUCUACAUUUUUAACUUUUCAAUUCAACCAGUUUUAUGAAGAAAAUUGUGUUUUUCAAGUUGCCUUUGAUUAGAAUUGUUUUUACUUUGAUUGGCCCCCUACCAUGAAACACUCAUAUUUAUUUAGGUAUGUUUGAAUUUUUUUUGGCCAAUAAAAUGCAAGGGACUGGUUUACCCAGUAGUACUGUUGGGUUAUAUUGGGCCUUAGCAGAGAGUUGCA
Messenger RNA from Lampris incognitus (smalleye Pacific opah), 3653 nucleotides. It is a transcript of the gene tlk2, whose product is annotated as tousled-like kinase 2. Gene Ontology annotation, cellular component: nucleus. The coding region runs from base 532 to 2625 and encodes 697 amino acids. Gene Ontology annotation, biological process: intracellular signal transduction; peptidyl-serine phosphorylation; chromosome segregation. Lineage: Eukaryota; Metazoa; Chordata; Actinopteri; Lampriformes; Lampridae. Gene Ontology annotation, molecular function: ATP binding; protein serine/threonine kinase activity. The record is from RefSeq and is a predicted model, not a curated record. The transcript has 21 exons.